Aureobasidium vineae is the source of this 1530-nucleotide messenger RNA. The record is from the annotation of a GenBank genome assembly. NCBI's taxonomy places the organism in Eukaryota, Fungi, Ascomycota, Dothideomycetes, Dothideales, Saccotheciaceae.
AUGCCUAGCAUCCAAGACAGCAUCAACCAGAUCAAAGAUCAGAUACGCGAUCAUGACUAUGCACGGCAGUCGCACGAGCAAACGCAGCGCGAGCACGAGCGCAUCCUGGACGAAUAUGACCGUAUGACGCGCCACCGUUCAACACGCAUGCGCGAGGAGAGGGACACACGCAGACACAAUGGCAGUGAGAGACGCAGAUCUAGAUCACCACCUUCUCUGCGCUUCCGCUUCAAGGACGGCAAGAGUGGUGGUAGUGACAGGCGCAAGAGCAAGCAUUCAUCACACAGGCACAGACACAGACACAUCGAGAGACGCACCGAUGAACACGACGACGCCAAUGUCCAAGGCUAUACCGCUCACCCCUUCUCUCGACCGUGCACCUCUGAGUAUCUGGACCCGUCCAUUUCAGCCUCGUCUCAGCCCGAACCCAAUGCUGCCCAGCCUGUAGACCCCGAUGUUGCUUUCCGAGAGUCGCUGUUCGACGCUAUGGCAGACGACGAGGGCGCGGCAUACUGGGAAGGCAUCUACGGAGAGUCUAUCCAUUCAUAUCCUCGUCUGACCCUCAAAGACGACCAAGGACACCUCGAGCAGAUGACCGAUGACCAAUACGUCGAAUACGUCAAAGCCAAGAUGUGGGAAAAGAAGAAUCCAGAGCUGCUCAGGGAACGUCAAGCGCGUGCUGAGCGUGAAGAGGAGGCUCAAAAUGCAAGAUCGAGGCGCAGACGACACGACAGUGAGGAUGACGAGUAUGAAGAAGACUUUGAAUGGGUCGGUAAUGAAGAGAAGGGCUACGAGAAGAGAUCUACACGCACCCGUCGCCCAAAGCCAGACACUCGAAGUGCACCACGCGACAAGAGCUUCACGUCCGAUGUUGAUGCCGCUCUUGCUAGAGGUGCCAAGCGCAAGGAAGUCAAGAAAUGGCAACAAGCCUGGUCGUCUUAUCAACAAAGAUGGCAAGACCUCAAAGCCAACUCCGCACAACUUCAGGGUGACGAACUCCUCAAAGCAAUCCCUUGGCCUGUCCAAAGUCUUGCUGCCAGAGACGUCGCCAAACAGAAUGUUGAAGACUUCUUCUCUAAUGCUCCACUGGAUUCUGAAGAGGUUCGAGCCAAGACUCUGAAAGACGAGAGUGUCAACUGGCAUCCUGACAGAUUCCAACGUCGCUUUGGUGGAAGCAAUGUCGACGAGGACACACUCAAACUGGCUACCAGUACGCCAACAAAGUCCAUCAAUACCGAACAAGUCCAUCAAUACCGAACAAGUCCAUCAAUACCGAACAAGUCCAUCAAACUAUCCACCAUGUGUCGCGCGAGAAUUACCACAUACCUGCUUUGCGGCUACGUUCAAAAGCACUGCGAUUUCUGCGUCUCUGCUCGUAAGGCGAGCACUGCAGUCGAAUGGGAUCCCACGCACACCUGCCCUAACUGGGACAAGAAUGCUUUCACCGAAAUUACCGAGAGUGUCAGCAAGCGUUGCCCUGCUCAUACCAAGGAGUACCUCGAGAGAACUACUAGAGCUGCUAAGAGAUGA